AUGGGGUCCACGUCCACGCCGCCUCAUGUCCUGAUCAUAGGCGCAGGUAUCACAGGUCUCGUUCUCGCUCAGACAUUGCGUAAACACGGAGUGUCCUUCGCCGUCUAUGAGCGAGAUCCCGACCCUCUGCACCGUGGCAAAGGCUGGGGGCUGACGAUACACUGGUCUCUUGAUGCGUUCCUUCGGCUUUUACCACAGCAUCUGGUCGAUCGGUUGCCAGAGACUUACGUCGACCCAGACGCGGUUGCAAGAGGAGAGAAUGGGAACUUCCUUCUGUUUGACCUUAGGACCGGAGAGACUAAGUGGAAAGUUCCUCCAGCAAAGCGACUGAGGGUGUCGAGGGAGCGGCUGCGUAGGUUGUUGAUGGAUGGAAUUGAUGUUCAGUGGAACAAAUCUAUCUCUAGUAUCAGCCAGAUAUCAGAAACAGCAGUACGCUGCCAGUUUUCAGAUAAUUCCAGUGCUAAAGGAACCCUGCUGGUAGGAUGUGAUGGCUCUCGAUCAAAGACCCGCUCAUUGCUAUGUUCUCUGGCUGGUAAUGAAACUCCAGCCAGGUCAGAGAACUAUCAACUCCCCGUCCGUCUCAUCGGGGUCAGCGCUGCAUUGCCUUCGCGGGUCGCCCUUAAGAUGAGAGCCCUAGAUCCGUUUUUCUUGCAGGCCGGCGACCCAGCUACCAGUAACUUCUUCUGGUUCUCAUUCCUUGAUACCCCGACUAACAAUGACCGCGAGGACCGUGAUACAUAUGAAUGUCAGAUAUUGAUUAGCUGGCCGUACCGUAAGGAUGGCUCUAACAACAUAGAGAUUCCAUGCCAGAACGUCGAUAAGAUAAAACUUAUGCACUCCCUGGCCGAUGGAUGGGUAGAACCGUUCCGUGAGGUCGUGCAGAGUAUCCCAGAAGAAACAGAGCCGAAGAUCAUCUCCUUGGAAGACUGGCCGACCCCACCGAAGGGCUCAUGGAGCAAUCUUGGUGGCACAGCAACUCUAGUCGGAGAUUCUGCUCAUGCGAUGACAAUGUUUCGUGGUGAAGCAGGGAAUCACGGUAUCCUCGAUGUAUCCAACUUGCUAGAGGCCUUAAUUCCUGUCCUCACAUCGUCGCCACACUCUCCCGCAAAGACACAGCAGGAAGCGAUCAACGAAUAUGAAGAUGAGAUGACCACCCGCACCAGACCAGCAGUUCUUCGAAGCCGCAAAGCGUGUCUUGAUGCUCACGAUUACCCGUCGAUAACGGCGAACUCUCCACUAGUUGCUCGAAGAGGAGCAUUUGAAGAUGAUGACCUAGAAUACCUCCUCAACUAG
Messenger RNA from Trichophyton rubrum CBS 118892, 1293 nucleotides. RefSeq lists its product as uncharacterized. Gene Ontology annotation, molecular function: FAD binding. NCBI's taxonomy places the organism in Eukaryota, Fungi, Ascomycota, Eurotiomycetes, Onygenales, Arthrodermataceae. The transcript is spliced from 3 exons. Bases 1 to 1293 code for a protein of 430 amino acids. The record is from RefSeq and is a predicted model, not a curated record.